AUGGCAGAUAUUAAAAACUUUCUCUAUUCAUGGUGUGGGAAGAAAAAAGUUGUACCACAAUAUGAAUUCCGAAGUGCUGGAUCCAAACAUCGACAGAGAUUCAUGUGUGAAGUACGUGUACAAGAUUACGAUUACAUCGGUGUUGGUAAUUCUACGAGCAAGAAAGAUGCCCAAGCAAACUGUGCAAGGGAUUUUGUAAACUACCUCGUCAGAACUGGUAAUUGCUUGGCGAGUGAGGUCCCACAAACUGGGGCUAAUCCAUUACCAAGUGUAUUAGAGACUGCUGGUGGUGCUGCAUUGCCUGAUGGAGCUGGUGUUCUGCCGUCUGGUGUGGCACCCCCUCCACAUCAAAGCGCAAGUAUUAGUAUCGGACCUGGAGAAGGUACAGCUAGAAUGUUGCCAUCUUUAUUUGAUGCUAGUCAACCUGGUGGAGGAGAGGAGGGAUUCAGACAGAAGUAUUUUGAUGCAGCUGGAGAUCGUAAAAAGUUUAGGGGUAAGACGAAUCUAUAUUUUGGGACACCAAAGCCAUUAUACACUGGUGAAAGUGUUGAUUUGAAUGCUGGUCUCCAUGGCAACUGGACUUUUGACAAUGCCAAAUCUCGUUUACAUCAGUUUAUGCAGACAAAUCGCAUCAAUGCGGAGUAUAAAUACACCACGGUUGGUCCGGAUCACAAUAGGAGUUUUGUUACUGAAUUAACUAUCUUUGUGAAGCAGCUGAAGCGAAAUGUAUAUGCCCGUGAACAUGGUUCUAAUAAGAAGCUCGGAUCGCAGGCAUGUGCGUUAUCGCUAGUCAGACAGCUAUUUCAUCUCGGGGUUAUAGAGCCGUAUGGUGGUCCGAAAAAGAAGAAAGACUCUGAAGAAAUGCCACCUUAUAAUGUUGGGAUGAGUCCAGAAUUGGAGACUCAGUUGUCUAACACACUACAGGCUUUUGACGUGCGGCCAGUGCCAGAAGUGAAACCAGAAGAGGGAAAUGAAUCUGGGACUUCGUUGGUAAUUGCAAAACAAGAAAGAUUUCAGAAUUCACAGCCAUCUAGAGGAGGAGUUGUACCGUGGUCACCACCGCAACAAAACUGGAAUCCCUGGAUAAGCUGCAACAUUGAUGAAGGACCUCUAGCCUUUGCUCCAUUGGAACAAGUGAGUCAAGAUUUGCAGAAAUCUCAACAACAUCAGAUGGCUACUGACAAGGACUUGCAGAAGAUGUUAGCUGAACGUGCCGAAUUACCAGUACAUGAUUCACUGCAAAAUAUUUUAGAGACAAUAAACAGAAAUCCAGUUGUAAUUAUCAGAGGAGCUACAGGGUGUGGUAAGACUACACAGGUACCACAGUUUCUGUUAGACGAAAUGAUAAAAAUGGGACUAGGUGCAUAUUGCAAUAUUAUUGUAACACAGCCUAGAAGAAUCAGUGCUAUAUCUGUAGCGGAGAGAGUGGCUAACGAACGUGGUGAACACCUGGGUAUGAGUGUUGGCUACUCUGUGAGAUUUGAAUCUGUGUUGCCGAGAGCAUUGGGUGCUAUGCUGUUCUGCACUGUUGGUACUCUACUGAGGAAAUUAGAGGCUGGUUUGAGAGGUAUAUCACAUGUAAUUAUUGAUGAAAUCCAUGAAAGAGAUAUCAAUACUGAUUUCUUACUGGUUGUGAUUCGUGAUAUGGUACGUGCUUACCCUGACAUGAGAGUAGUGUUGAUGUCAGCAACCAUCGACACUACAAUGUUUUCACAAUACUUUGGUGAUUGUCCAGUAGUAGAAGUGCAUGGAAGAACACAUCCUGUGCAAGAGUAUUACUUGGAAGAUUGUGUGCAAAUGUUGGGAUUUGUACCGCCAUCGGAUAGUAGGAAAAGAAAACGUGAUGUAGAUGAUCUUCCGGAUGGUGACGAUGGGGAUGAUGAGAAUUGCAAUAAAAUGAUCAGUAAUGAAUACAAUCCAGCAACCAAGGCUGCCAUGUCUCAACUCAGUGAGAAAGAAAUGUCAUUUGAACUAAUUGAGUCAUUGUUGCGGUAUAUCAAGGGUCUUGGUGUUCCUGGUGCUAUAUUAGUUUUCUUACCAGGAUGGAAUCUAAUUUUUGCAUUGAUGAGACAUCUACAGGACCAUCCUGAGUUUGGUAGCAGGAAUUAUUGUAUACUGCCUUUACAUUCACAAAUACCGAGGGAAGACCAGCAUAGAGUCUUUGAACCUGUACCAGAAGGAGUUACCAAGAUUAUUCUGUCAACAAACAUUGCAGAGACAAGUAUCACCAUCAAUGAUGUGGUCUUUGUCAUUGAUUCAUGCAAAGCUAAGAUGAAGUUGUUUACAUCGCAUAAUAACAUGACCAAUUACGCUACAGUGUGGGCUUCAAAAACAAACCUAGAGCAAAGAAGAGGCAGAGCUGGCCGCGUCCGUCCAGGAUUUGCUUUCCAUCUUUGCAGUCGACUAAGAUUUGAAAAGCUGGACACUCACUCUACUCCAGAAAUUCUACGUACGCCCCUCCAUGAGUUAUCACUGGCGAUCAAGUUAUUAAGACUUGGUGGUAUUGGUCCAUUCUUAUCAAAGGCAAUUGAACCACCACCAAUUGAUGCUGUCAUUGAAGCUGAGGUGCUGCUCAAAGAUAUGAAUGCAUUAGAUGCCAAUGAUGAGUUGACACCACUUGGAAGAAUUCUUGCUAAACUACCAAUUGAACCAAGACUUGGUAAAACUAUUGUACUGGCAUGUGCUUUCUACCUUGGUGACGCAGUGUGUAGUAUUGCUGCUAGUACAUGCUUCCCUGAACCAUUUGUCACCGAUGCACGGCGGUUAAACUGGACACACAGACAGUAUGCUGGAACUCGUCAUAGCGACCAUGUUGCUAUGCUGAAUGCUUACCAGUCAUGGGAGGACGCUCGGUCAUAUGGUGAAGACAGUGAGAGACGUUUUUGUGAUUCUAAGUCGCUGUCCAUGCCAACCCUAAGAAUGACCGCUGAAGCUAAGAAUCAGUUACGUGACAUUCUAAUCAGUUGCGAUUUCCCAGAAGAUUGUGUGGCUCCCCAGGUGUUCAACUUCACUGGUCCCGAUUCCAACUUGGAUGUUGUCAUCACAUUGUUUGUGUUAGGACUUUAUCCUAAUGUGUGUAUACACAAAGAUAAACGUAAAGUGCUGACAACGGAAGGCAAAGCUGCACUCAUCCAUAAACACUCUGUCAAUUGCAGUAAUAGGGAUCAGAACUUUCCGUCUCCAUUCUUUGUGUUUGGUGAAAAGUUGCGGACACGUGCUGUAUCUGCUAAACAGAUGACGAUGGUUACACCUUUUCAGCUAUUGCUAUUUGGUUCAAGAACGGUGGAAUCUUUAAAUGGGAUUAUCAAGCUGGAUGACUGGAUUAACUUAAGGUUAAGUCACCAAUCCGCAGCCAAGAUAGUGGCACUGCGUCCUCCAGUGGAAAGAUUAAUUAUCAAGAUAGCCAGUGAUCCUCAGAUUAUUAGUGAACCUGCAGAGGAGGAUGAUUUGUUACUUAAAGUGAUCCGUGCCCUAUCAAAACCUAAUGCUGGUAAAUUUGGUGUUGAGAACCAAGCAUCUGGUGGUAACAGCAGCCAAUCAGGUUAUGGUCCUCCAUCACAAAGGCCCAGAUUCUCAUCUGACGGCGGUGGCGGCAGCGGAUACAGACCAAGAUUUGGCAGUGGUGGAGGUGGUUACCAAGGUGGUGGGGGAUAUAGAGGAGGUGGAGGGUACAGAGAAGGUGGAGGAUACAGAGGAGGUUACAGAGGUGGGGGAGGCUAUAGAGGUGGUUAUGGUGGAUAUCAAAGUGGAAGAGGGGGUGGAUAUAGAGGAGGCGGAAAUGGAUACAGGGGACAGGGUGGUAACAGUAAUUAUGGGGGAGCCGGUGGUAACAGUAAUUAUGGGGGAGGCGGUGGUAACAGUAAUUAUGGGGGAGGUGCUAGCAAUUACGGUGGUGUGGGAGGUAACAGUGAGUAUGGUGGAGCAGGAGGUAGUGAAUAUGGGGGAGGAAAUGAAUGAUAUCAAAAUUAGAAGAAUCAGUAAUCAAGACACUGAUUCAUGAAUAAUCAAUUUUGUUCAGUAAUGUAAUUUUACUUCAUCAAACUUUUAAAAGUAUUUUUCACUGGGAAAAUGGGAAAUAGCUCUAUAAAAUUUUUGUCAAAUUAGUGACAACAAAAAUUAAUUAUACCAGACAUCUUUGAUUAUUUUCAUAGAACAAACUAUGUUGCAACCACAACAACAUGUCAUUGGUUUUAUAUGAGUAACUGCCUUUUAUCUUUGUUUUUAUUAGUACUUGAAAUGUCCUGUGAUGUAUUGUUCACAAGGUAGCAAGCCCAGGAGGAUUAGAAGACUUUGUUCAUUGUUUGGGGGGGAGGCAAUAAAGAUUGAAAGAUUGCUUGCUACAAUCACAUGUUUUGUUUACAUUCUUCAUAUUUUGAAUACAAGUGUAUGUGGUUCACAAUCUCUGUAUGAAUACAUGUGUUUGUAUUAAAAUCUACAUAUG
Molecule: messenger RNA, 4441 nt
Organism: Saccoglossus kowalevskii
Lineage: Eukaryota; Metazoa; Hemichordata; Enteropneusta; Harrimaniidae
Product: ATP-dependent RNA helicase A protein-like
Biological process (GO): regulation of mRNA processing; positive regulation of transcription by RNA polymerase II
Cellular component (GO): nucleolus; intracellular anatomical structure; ribonucleoprotein complex
Molecular function (GO): RNA helicase activity; ATP hydrolysis activity; double-stranded RNA binding
Source: RefSeq, a predicted model, not a curated record